AUGGAGGAGUUGGUGAUUGUUGGGAGUUCGAAAGUGAAGACAUUUAUAUCUGAUUUGUCUAGAGAUCACUAUGCCAACGCAUUUUUCAAAGGAAUGCGUUAUGGGGAGAUGGCAAACAGUUUAGCGGAGUCCUUUAAUAAUUGGGUUGGUGUGUUUCGAGAUUUGCCGGUGCUACCUUUGAUAGAAGGGAUUCGACAGAAAUUGAUGGUAUUGAAUUCUCAACGACGAAUUGAAGCGGAGAAGUGGACAACAGUUUUGUGUCCGGAGAUGGAGACUAGACUCUGUGAAAAUGCGGAGGUCGGUAGGACUUGGGCAGUUCGUCGUUCUAAUUGCACUGUUUUUGAAGUAUUUGCUGAUUAUUCUGUGAUGGUUGAUCUCGAGCAAAGGACUUGUUCUUGUCGUCUUUGGCAAAUUGACGGUUUUCCUUGCACACAUGCGGUGGCUGCAAUCCUAGCAAAGAGAGAUUCAGUUUAUGAUUACGUGGAAUGUUACUACAAAACCGACUUCUUUCGAAAAGCCUAUGAGAGUCCUAUUUUUCCUAUUCCAGAUAUUGGGAAAGGAUUGGGCAGCAAUGGUUCUGCAGCUGGAGUUGUGCUUCCGCCAAUUACAAAGAGGCCAGCCGGAAGACCACCAACAAAGAGGAUAAAAGUUUUUGGUGAAUUUAAAAGGCCAUUGAAAUGCAGUCGGUGCAGUGUUGCUGGGCACAAUAGGAAGACUUGCAAGGCUAUUAUAUGA
Prunus persica (peach) is the source of this 735-nucleotide messenger RNA. RefSeq lists its product as uncharacterized. Lineage: Eukaryota; Viridiplantae; Streptophyta; Magnoliopsida; Rosales; Rosaceae. The record is from RefSeq and is a predicted model, not a curated record. Bases 1 to 735 code for a protein of 244 amino acids. Gene Ontology annotation, molecular function: zinc ion binding. The transcript has a single exon.